Yarrowia lipolytica CLIB122 is the source of this 1200-nucleotide messenger RNA. RefSeq lists its product as uncharacterized. Gene Ontology annotation, biological process: protein sumoylation. Lineage: Eukaryota; Fungi; Ascomycota; Dipodascomycetes; Dipodascales. Gene Ontology annotation, cellular component: nucleus; septin ring. Gene Ontology annotation, molecular function: ubiquitin-like protein ligase binding; protein tag activity. The record is from RefSeq and is a predicted model, not a curated record.
AUGGAUAACACUCCUCCCAAGAAGAAACGCAAGUUUGUGGUGCUCAAACGACGGCCCGUGACCGACACAGAAGUGGAGACGGUCGAGUCGGCCACUCCAGACGUGCUCAAUGACGACACCGACAUCUACGACCUGUCUGCACAUAUCACCGAGGUCAGGCCAGCGGCUGUGGAGAUGAAGGUUGAUGCUGUGAAGCCGGAGCCGGUCCAGGAGAAAAAGACGCUAAAGAAAGCGACGCAUUCAAGAAAUACCAGAUCCAACUCGAAAUCGACUCCCCAGGACGUGGUUGAUUUGGACGCGGAAGAAACUCCAGACGACACACCAGACGACAAUCUUCUAUCUUCCGACAGCGACAUGGACCCUGAUAGAGAGCUGCAGGAGGCUCUGGCUCGAGCCCGGCGGCUCAAGGAGGAAAAAGAACAUGCCGAAGCGCUGCUCAGUGUGAAAGAGCAGACCAAAGAACCCCAGUACUCCCCUCCUGUAGAAGAGACUCCGCGCAAGAUGAAGAAACCAAAGGCCUACAGAGGCGAAAAGGUGUGUUUCCGACUAACCUUUCCUGUUGUCGAGGGACACUCUUGGCCCUCGGUCAUCUUCACCACCCGUUCAUUGGUCCCGUUCCAUGAGAUUCAAGAAAAGCUGACCUUCAUCCUCCAUCAGCGGUGCCAGGAGGACGAGCUGUAUGCGCCCCCGGAUCAUGUUCUCGAUGAGUUCAUUUUUGUGCUUCGAGGAUCGCGAAUCUUCAGAAAUUCCACCUGCCAGACCAUGGGUAUCUUCACGCGAGACCCUGCUACUUGUCCUGAAGUACAAUGGCUGAACGCCGAAGACGCCGAAAAGUUCCGAAAGCGAAGUCUCAUGGAGGACGACGAUGACGAGCUUGUGCCUCAGUUGGACCACGAUGACGGGCUCGACAGUCUGGCUGACGUGUCUGUGAACCUGGGAGAACCUGCUGCCGCGGAGCCAGAGGAGCCCGACGAGGAGGAUAUCGAACUAACAAUGGCUGGAAAGGAUAAGAAGCCAGUGACAGUGCGGGUAGGCCUUUCACGACAGUUCAUCAAGCUGGCUGAGCAUUAUGCCAAGGAGAUGAAUGUGCCCGCAACGUCGGUCCAGCUAUAUUUUGACGGUGAUAAGAUUGAUCUCAACUCGACAAUCGAGCAAGCCGAUGUGGAGGACGAAGAUAUGCUUGAAGUGAGAUUGGUCUGA